AAAUCGCAGCACACCGCUGACCCAGAUUUUAGCAUAAUAACAUCGCCCCAAAGGUGAACCAUUCUGGUGCCGAAAGUGAACUAUAUUUUUUUAAAAUUUAGUUGAAUAACAGCGUCCAAAAUGCUUAAUGUCAAGUACCUAGACCUGAUUUUAUUUUUAGUUUGUACGUUGGAAAUAGCGGCGAUUCACUCCCACGAUGCCUUGAGUAAGAACAAAAGUAUUCUGAUCCGCAAACAUCUGAAGAGGUUGAAGAAGGUCGAUGGUGGCGUUCGGUUGGUUGGAGGACGCGAUGAAUACGAAGGGAACGUGGAAAUUCUAUACCAAGGCAAAUGGGGCGCAGUGUGCGACGAUGAGUGGGACUUGAAGGAAAGUCUGGUGGUUUGCAAGCAACUGGGGUACUUUAGUGGCGCAGUCAAACCAACCAGCAACAGCUACUUCGGAAUCUCCAAAAGGAAGUUCUGGAUGGACGAUGUUUUCUGCGACGGCACUGAAGAGGAACUUGCCGAUUGCCGGUUUGAUGGCUGGGGGAAAAAUGACUGCAAAGACUCUGAGGCUGCCGGCGUCAUCUGCCUGGACCCAGCCCAAACCUCCUCAAUUCCAAAUGAGGCUAAGGCGGACACCAAGAGACUUUCCAUCGGCGCUACAAGAAAAAUCCGACUGAGAGGAGGCAGAGUGGCCACUGAAGGAAGAGUCGAGGUCCAGACCAAGGGGGGCCGAUGGGAUGUUAUUUGCGCCGAAGGCUGGUCUCUACGUGAAGCCCUAGUCGUUUGCAAAACCCUUUCCCUAGGAUAUGCUGCCGAUGCUAUCCAGACAAAGUUCUUCGGGGGCAAACUAUCAAAAACCAGUCUAGCAGGAGUGCGGUGCUUCAGCAAUGAAACCUCUUUCGCUACCUGCACUUAUCAAGUCUCCCUAACCGGAAAAUGCAGCGAAGAAGAAGUGGCCGCAGUUUCCUGCACACAAUCGCUCUCCGACUUAGUUAUCGACCACGAGGAAUUGACCAGAUCGGCCUAUCUUCAGGACCAGACGAUGUUCUUCCUGCAGUGCGCCAUGGAGGAAAAUUGCGCCGCUUCUUCCGCCUACCAGAUCCAGAAGGAGAAUGAGGCGUGGCACUUGGAAACGAGGCGGUUGCUGCGAUUUACUGCCCGCAUUUUGAACGCUGGCACUGCGGAUUUUCGGCCUCUGAUUCCCAAGCAUUUGUGGGAGUGGCAUAUGUGCCAUAUGCAUUAUCACAGCAUGGAAGUGUUUGCCACCUUUGAUAUAUUCGAUGCGAAAGGAGCUCGAGUGGCUGAAGGGCACAAAGCCUCAUUCUGCCUGGAAGAUAACCAGUGCCUUCCAGGAGUGGAGCCGAAAUAUGCUUGCGCAAACUACGGCGACCAAGGAAUCACCGUAAACUGUUCGGAUAUUUACAAACACACUGUGGAUUGCCAAUGGGUCGAUAUAUCCGAUCUUGAUCCAGGCAAUUACAAGAUCAAAAUAGCCGUUAAUCCAGAAUGCAAGAUUGCCGAGAUGGAUUAUCGGAAUAAUGCGGCGCUUUGUGACUUUAUUUACACGCCGGCUUUUGGAACUGUUACCAAUUGCGCCUUGGAACUUCCAUAGCAUGUAGAACUAUUGGUGGGCGAUAUUCAGUUUUUUUAGAAAAAUGGGUUAAGGAAAACACAAUUUAACUAA
Messenger RNA from Dendroctonus ponderosae (mountain pine beetle), 1668 nucleotides. Its product is annotated as lysyl oxidase homolog 2. Gene Ontology annotation, cellular component: membrane. The transcript is spliced from 7 exons. Gene Ontology annotation, biological process: peptidyl-lysine oxidation. The record is from RefSeq and is a predicted model, not a curated record. Gene Ontology annotation, molecular function: copper ion binding; protein-lysine 6-oxidase activity. Bases 121 to 1596 code for a protein of 491 amino acids. Lineage: Eukaryota; Metazoa; Arthropoda; Insecta; Coleoptera; Curculionidae.